Messenger RNA from Zea mays, 356 nucleotides. RefSeq names its product calcium-transporting ATPase 5, plasma membrane-type-like. The coding region runs from base 54 to 341 and encodes 95 amino acids. Gene Ontology annotation, molecular function: P-type calcium transporter activity. Gene Ontology annotation, cellular component: plasma membrane; intracellular membrane-bounded organelle. The transcript has 3 exons. Lineage: Eukaryota; Viridiplantae; Streptophyta; Magnoliopsida; Poales; Poaceae. The record is from RefSeq and is a predicted model, not a curated record.
CAUCAGUAUCAUAUACUUCUUUCACUUUUCAGCUUCUGUGGGUGAACCUCAUAAUGGACACACUUGGAGCUCUUGCAUUAGCAACCGAGCCUCCAACAGACAACCUUAUGAAGAGAAAUCCUGUUGGUCGAAGGGAACCUCUUGUUACAAAUAUCAUGUGGAGAAACUUGUUUGUUCAGGCCCUUUACCAAGUAGCAAUUCUUCUGAUUUUCGAUUUUGAUGGAGUAAGGAUUCUGCGUCUGCAGAAUGAAAGCCGAUCUAAUGCUGAGAAGGUAACAAAUACUUUCAUCUUCAACACAUUUGUAUUUUGCCAGUGGAGUAUUUGUUCUUCAAUAAUUUAAGAAUCAUAACAGAAC